Clupea harengus (Atlantic herring) is the source of this 2261-nucleotide messenger RNA. RefSeq names its product procollagen C-endopeptidase enhancer b (gene pcolceb). Gene Ontology annotation, molecular function: collagen binding; protein binding; peptidase activator activity. Lineage: Eukaryota; Metazoa; Chordata; Actinopteri; Clupeiformes; Clupeidae. The record is from RefSeq and is a predicted model, not a curated record. Gene Ontology annotation, biological process: proteolysis.
UCCCUCCCGUCCUCCUUCCCUUCUCCCCGCUCGGUCCCUCGCUCCUGCGUGCACUGCAGGAUGAGGAGUGAGUUGUGUGUGUGGACCGUGCUGCUGCUGGGGAUAGGAUGGGUGCGGGGACAAGGCCAAGGCCAAGGCCAGACCAACUUCACAAGGCCUACAUUCGUGUGCGGAGGACACGUAGUGACCGAUUCAGGGUUUGUGGGCAGUGAGGGAUUCCCCAGCUUCUACAAGCCCAACACCAAAUGCACCUGGUACAUCACCGUGCCAGACGGCCAUGUCGUGAUGCUCCAGUUCCGCAUCUUUGACCUAGAAGCUGACCCCACCUGUCGCUAUGACUACGUAGAUGUGUACAACGGCCACUCGUACACGACGCAGAAGUUGGGGCGCUUCUGCGGAACGUUUCGCCCGGGCUCCAUCAUCUCCACCUCCAACCUCAUGAUGCUGGAGAUGGUGUCGGAUGGAGGCACCGGCGGCAGAGGCUUCCUGGCUUACUUCAGUGGAGGAAAGCCUCAUGUGGAUGAGAAUCAGUUCUGUGGGGGUCGGCUCACCAAGGAACAGGGAUCAGUCAAGACGCCAAACUGGCCCGAAUCCGAUUACCCAGCAGGCAUCAGCUGCUCGUGGCACAUCACCGUGGAAACCAACAUGGUGAUUGAAGUGAAAUUUGAAAAAUUGGAUCUGGAGCCUGACAUGUACUGUCGCUAUGACUACGUGGCACUUUUUAAUGGCGGGGAGACUGAUGACUCGCGGCGAAUAGGGAAGUUCUGCGGGGAAACAGUGCCAGAGACUGUGGUGACCAAUGCCAAUGAGCUCCUGGUUCAGUUCGUGUCAGACCUGAGUGUCACCAAAGCUGGAUUCAUGGCCCACUACAACAGCAUCCCCAGAGGCUCCCGAUCGGCCACCAGGGGCAUCGACCGCGCCCCGGGCCCCCGAGUGGACGCAGGAGCCGUGAGGCCCUCAAGACCGGCACGCCCCACACCCAAACCCGCCCUUCGACCCAAACCCAAACCCACGCCAGCGCGUCCUCAGCCCAGACCCGUGCCGCGCAGGCCCACGCCGAAGCCCAGAACCCGGCCCACACCGAAGCCCAAACCGGUCCGGCCGACCCCUAAACCAGGCACGAGACCCACACCCAAACUUAAGCCGACACCAAAACCCAAACCGACGCCAAAACCAAAACCAGCUGCCAAGCCGAGACCAACACCUAAGCCUAAAACACGACCCACGCCCAAACCGAGUACAAGGCAGGGACCAAAACCAGGGGCCAAAGCCACUCCCAAACCACGCACCAGACCCAUCAAACCCACCAGGAAACCUGGAACCAAGGCAGUUAUAAAGCCUGUCAAGCCCAAAGUCAAGCCCACACCGAAACCAGCUUCCAAACCAGGCAUCAAACCGGCAAGCAAGCCUGGCCAGAAUAGCACCAAAACAGCGGUGAAGGCACCCAAGAAAUCUGCAGCAGCAAACCCCUUGUGCACACCAGCUUGCAAGAGGGCUGGCACCAUGCAGUCCAAUUUCUGCCCUAGUCACUUUGUGAUUACAGGUAAGGUGACCACAGUCACCCCGGGUCAGCAGGACAGUGUGCAGGUUGGCGUGUCCGUCAUUAAGAUCUACAAGGCAGGCGCGCUGAACGUCACCAAGAGAGGCCCCACUAUGACAGUCACUCUCACUGCCACCUGCAAGAAGUGUCCUGCACUGAAGAAAGCAGGGAACUACGUGCUCAUGGGUGAAGUCGACGCAGAAGGUCGGGGCAUCCUCCAACCCACAAGCUUUGUCCUCUUGUAUAAGAACGUGCAUGCCAAGGCACUGGCCAAUUAUGCCAAGGCACAAUGCUGAUCAGAAGGGUGCCAGGCAAGCGACACCUCUUGGUAGACUCUAUGGUAGACUCUGAGGAAAAUAUGCUGCCAACUUGAAGUUCUCAAAGCAAACAUGUACGAGAUGAGGUAUGUUUUGUAAAAAAAAACAAAAAAAACAUCUGAACAUCUGAAGAAGUCCUCAUAUUUGUCACUAUAUAAGUCAGACAGCCAAAGUAUAUACUCUUGGUAUACCCUGUCAGUGCACCUAAAGUAUAUACUUAAAUGGAGCAGAUAUCACGUUGGUAAAACAUCAUUUGAUUGACAUCCAUUUCUGUGUAUGUGGUCAAAAGUGUACUUUGUUUCAAUGUAUUUUUAUACACAUAAAGAUAUUAUACUGUAACUGUUGGGUCACUUUGACUUUUAUAAAUUAUGAUGGAGCUUUAAUAAAAACCUUUAAACAUAAAA